AUGAGUUUGUCGGCAUUCAAUCAUACGACACCCUUGUGGGGCUCGUUGGGCUCGUCGGGUGGAAAUAAGGCAGGCUCUUCGAUGUUACGAGCGGCCUCUACAGCUGCAGUAGCCAGCCUGCAGUACGUGACGGCCAAUAUAAGCGAGUCAUUGCCGAUGGGCUCCCAGAGGAUGUUGGCCAGUAGCACUGCCCUCGGCUUCGAUGAUUUCACGGACGAAGGAUCUUCGUCCGUCCUGUUCAGCCAGCAGCCAUGGACGUCUAGUAGUGCAAACAACACGACGGCCACAAUGGCAGAGGACGACUUCGUUCUCCCUUAUUCCUAUCCGGAGAUGGUGCUGAUCGCCAUCGUUGCCGGCUUCCUCAGUUUCCUCACCGUGGCCGGCAAUUGCAUGGUGAUGAUCUCGUUCAAGAUCGACAAACAACUGCAGACCAUCUCCAAUUACUUUCUGUUCAGUUUGGCUGUGGCCGACUUCGCCAUCGGACUCAUUUCUAUGCCUUUGUUCACCGUCUAUAUAUUAGCCGGCCGGUGGCAGCUGGGACCUUAUGUUUGCGAUACUUGGCUAUCGUUGGAUUACCUCGCUUCCAACGCAUCGGUCCUCAAUCUACUCAUCAUCAGCUUCGACAGAUAUUUUUCGGUGACUCGGCCGCUGACGUACCGAGCUCGGAGAACACCUCGUCGAGCAGGUGUCAUGAUAGCGGCCGCCUGGGUGAUUUCGCUGGUCCUCUGGCCACCUUGGAUCUACGCAUGGCCGUACAUCGAAGGCGACCGCAAAGUUCCAGAAGAUAAAUGCUUCAUUCAAUUCAUCGAAACAAAUAAUUACAUCACCUUCGGCACAGCCAUCGCCGCUUUCUACGCUCCGGUGACGGUCAUGUGCGUCCUGUACUGGCGCGUUUGGCGAGAAACGGAGAAACGUCAAAAGGAUUUGUCCAACCUUCAAGCGGGCAAGAAAAACGACAGCCACCGAUCGAAUUCCAGAAGUGGCGAGGAGCAGGCUGUCCUGAUGAAGGCCAACGACGACAUCGACCACCACCUGAGGCCCGUCGGUGCGGCAUCCGAUUGGCGCCGUUCGCGUUCCGAAUCCAGUGGCGCUGUCGACGACUUGGAGACCUCGUACGUGCCAGCUGCCGCCUGUCUGCCCGGACCUCAUCGCAGACACUAUGUGGGAACGUGGACCAGCUGGGCAUUUUGGCGACGCUGGUUACGUUGGUCAACGUGGCAGCACUGGAUACGAAGUUUAACUCGUCGCCAGCCGCAACGGCCGCGCAGACGUGGAGACCGUUCCGGCGGAGGUGGCGACACGGAAUCCUAUAGCGACGGCUCCAAUAUAGCGACAACGCCGGCAUCCAUCGAGACGCCGUUAGCUUCAUCCAUCUCCCGCGGACCAUCGAUGAAUAUCCGCGAUCCUUACUCAUCGACGCCGACCCGAUACAAAGCGGCAGCGGCCGCCGCGGUGGCCAACGAUCCGCGUCUUGGCGGCGUCGACAGGAGGCGAACUCUAGUGGCGUCUAAAAGUCUGACGCAAGACCAUCACAAUAAGCAGAUGGCCGACGGGCAGAUGUGCCCGUCGCCAUCGCUAGAUCCGUGCGAUGACGCAGACACCGACGCCGCAAAGCGCUCGCACUCAGCUGAUUCUGUUUUCACGAUUUUGAUCCGAUUACCUGCCGACAGUUCGGCAGAUAAAGCCGAACACAAAGUCUCCAUCCGGAUGAUUCCGGCAAACAUUCCGCCAGCCGCAUCGCACCGUCCGCGGAUGAGCGCGUCGUCGACAGGCAGUGCCGGCGGAGGUAAUCAGCCGGCCGUCAGGUCUCGCUCAGUGCCCGUCGGCAACGAACAGCACGACGGCUACAGUAACCGGAGUCGUCCUGCUGGCAGCGGCGGUGGCUCUGCUAGUCAGUACACGAGCAAUCGUAGCUUAGCUGCCCGUCCGACGGGUUCGCGCUCUGCCCAGUACAACGACUCAACCAGCAGCUUGCUGUGUGGGACCAAUCUUCACCUACCCAACGCCCUGUCGUUGAGCAAGUUAACAGCUCUGACCAAACCCAAUCACCUGCCGUUACACAAGGGCAAAUUGAAGAACCAUCACGCCAGUCCGUGGGUGCCGCGUAGCUGCAUGCCCGUCGCCCAAUCGCCGCUCAUCGUCCGUUGCACAAGAUUCAACGGUGGCUCUUCCGGUACGCCUGAUUCCGGUGAUCGCACGCCAUCCGGAACUCUCCCGAUGGACGCCAAAAUUGUGCCGAAACAUCGACCGACUGGCAUCGGUCCGGCCGGUGGGAUUACUGGAAGUCCAGCCGGUAGUCCGGCCGGAGCGUUGCAGACCGUUUCCGGCUCUGUUGCCAACAAUUCGGGUAUGCAUCCGCCCAUCCGCCGGCCCAACCACAACGCGUACAGCCCGUCGGCGGCGGCGGCUGCUGCUGCGGCGGCCAAGAAGGCCAACAAGAAGCCGAAGAAAAAGAACCAGGAGAAGCGGCAGGAGCGGAAGGCGGCCAAAACGCUGUCCGCCAUCUUGUUGGCUUUCAUCCUGACGUGGACGCCGUAUAACGUCCUGACGCUGCUCAAGGCGCUGGCGCCGUGCGACAAGGACGACUGUUUCUCGUCCGAGCUGUGGAACUUCUCCUAUUACCUCUGUUACAUUAACAGCACCAUCAAUCCCGUUUGCUACGCCCUGUGCAACGCUUCCUUCCGGCGCACCUACGUUCGCAUCCUCACAUGCAAAUGGCACUCACGCACCAAAACGGCCGUCCAGCGCGGCGUCUACAAUUGAUGCUGACCCCAAGACGCCCUUUAUUUAUGGACAUGAAGGAGUUCAAUUGCGAGUGGAAUAGCUUUCCGGAUAAAUUCGUCGUCGAUCAUCAGCAAAAUUCGGCAAAAGAAAAAAGAAAACGAAAGCCAAAGUCUGUUGGAUAAUCAGUGUCCCCCUCUCUGUCUCUCUUUUUGUCGUUGUGUCUGCUCCACUCCAUCUCACGUCGCCUUGGUGCUUCUCCUUUCCUCCUAUCAGGGAUAAUUAUGUGCUGUAUAUUUUUUGGUGUACGACAAGGACGUUUUUUUUUGGGAGGGGGGCGAAACGGUGCACAUCUUCUUCGUUCUCCAGUGAUCUGCACGAUCAUGCGCUUCAAGACACAUUGAUUGUCCAGCGCUGUCUCUGUUUAUCUAUAUGUCCUAUAGUUUUUUUUGGUUGGUUCUUUUUGUUCGCGAUUUGGUCGUUGUAGUCGUAAUCAUUUCCCUUUCGCUGGCGCUCAAAAUGGGAGCAAGAGGUUGCUGCUGUCGUCGAAAAUAAAAAGAGAAACUUUGGCCGGAGAUAAUUGAUGAUAAUCAACUUUUCGAUCCGCACACUUCCCCCCCCCCAGAAAAGAAAAAAAAUCAAAUACAUAUGAUUAUUAAUCAAGUUAAAUUCUUGAUGUAGAAGCUUCUUCAAACUGUUAAAUCGUUUGUUUGCGUCUAGCUGAUUAUGGAAACGUAAAAACAAACUCAUUCAUUCGAAGAAUGAGAAAUAAAAGCAGAAAAAAAACAAACCUAUUGUGCGGUUCGGUGAACGUCAGAUCGGUUUUGAUGUCGUUAUGACAAUCCUCCAUAACAAGAUCUUCCUCUUGCUACCCAACAUCGUUUCCCGAUGUAAUAACAUACCGUCUUAUUAGCUAUACAGCCAACGCCCACAUUCUUCCUCGUUUAGUCUGCACUCGGGCCAAGCAUCGACGACCUACACCGCCAUAAAUGCGGGGAUCCAUAACUAAGAAUUCGCCCCUCUCUUUUGAUUCGAGAUAUUUCGUUUUCAUUUGUUGUUACGUGCCUGGGGAAGCCACGUACCAGAAAAACAAGAAAGCGCAUUAACAAUAGGACAAGAGUAAUGGCUGAUGAAAGAAGAAAGCAAAAAAAUAGCGAAACGAAAGCUUUGUUCGGGAAGGUUUUUGCGGCAGUUCACUGGUUCUCAAGUAUCGCAGACAAAGAGACGACAAGCGUUCAAGCCAUCGGCAGCGUUUUCAUUUAUCACAGACAAACAAUCAGACCGACAACCUCUUUCCACUCUCGUUCGGGAAGUUGUAACACAACAUUGGCAAUUCGGGCAGCGUUUACUCUUCGUUUCGUCAACAGCCGGGAGAGACAUUGAAAGAAUAAGAAAAAAAAAAGUAAAAGAGAGAGAGAAAAAAAUGGGCUCCAAAAAAAGCCCUUGAAUCCAACCUGCUCGGCCUUCCCAAUGGUCCUCCAUUCCCAAUUUACCUCGAAAAACCCAAUUUUUUUGGCUAACGCGUCCCAUCUUUUCCCUGUGCGUGAGUUUAUAGCGCGGCGCGGGCGCUAUGUGUGUAUACGUUUUGUCUGUGUGUUUACGUGUAUGUGCAUUCAUGCUCAAAUCAAUUGAUGUUCAAGAUCGAAAGAGCAAAGUACUACAAACAACAAAAAUGGGAAUACGAAACCGCACUUGCGCUGGGGGAUGAAAAGUAUAAUGCCCUUACAAUGUUUAUGCCGUUGGCGUCUGCGCUGUACUCGUUUCGACUCAUCUGACAAAUCGCUGUAUGAUUUCCACCUCUCGAUCGUUUCUUUUUAUGUCGGUUUGGUUCUCUUGCAUUACACUUCAUGUCACAUGUUCAUCGUCAAAACAUCCGCAAUUUCGAGUGGGGCAAAAAUGGCGGUAAUCAAAGCGUAUACACAAAUCUCUGUGCCAAUUGUGAUUUCAUUCAAUUUGCUUAUUGUUAUGUUUUUUAGUGUUUCCAUGUUAUUUAAAAAAACACAAAACAAAUCCAGUGACGCAUAAAUAGUUAACACGACACCUACACACACAAUAAAAAAAAAAAAAGAGAGAUUUAUUCAAUGUAUUUUUGGGGAAAAAAAGGGAAAAGAAAAAAUGAUGAAAGGUAUAUAUCCAUUAUGAAUGGUUAGGAAGAACACGCACGCCCAUUCAUCAACGUUUGGCCGUUCUUUUGUUUCUUUUUCCUCAUUUCUAGACGCGAUCCGCAUUGUGUUGAAACGUCAUCCAUCACAUCAUAAACUCCUCCCCUGUAUCUCCUCCCCCUUUCCUCUCGUGAAAUUUAAAAAAAAGAAACAAUAUAUAUAUUUCAUCUACUGUA
Molecule: messenger RNA, 5059 nt
Organism: Daphnia magna
Lineage: Eukaryota; Metazoa; Arthropoda; Branchiopoda; Diplostraca; Daphniidae
Product: muscarinic acetylcholine receptor DM1
Exons: 5
Coding region: 1-2763 (920 amino acids)
Biological process (GO): chemical synaptic transmission; G protein-coupled receptor signaling pathway, coupled to cyclic nucleotide second messenger; adenylate cyclase-inhibiting G protein-coupled acetylcholine receptor signaling pathway
Cellular component (GO): plasma membrane; synapse; dendrite
Molecular function (GO): G protein-coupled acetylcholine receptor activity; G protein-coupled serotonin receptor activity
Source: RefSeq, a predicted model, not a curated record